UAGUGGGUAAGGACCAAACAUUAGCAGGAUAUAGAAAUGGAUUCAUGACAUAUUCCUCUCCUAGUGCUCGCCAUCUUUGACCUUGUUACUAAAACCAUAAGAACUGGGGUUCAUCUGGAACUCCUUCCACUAAAUUCUGUCCAAUCGAAGCCAUGUUGUCGUCGUCGUCGUCGGCAACGUUAUGCUGUCGGCAUAUGUGCACGGUGUUCUUAUGCUUUGUAGUGUUAGGGUUCGGUUUGAAUUUUGGUCAUGCGUUCAAAGUUCCUUUUAGGGUUAAGGACGUUCUUCCGGUUCUGCCUCACCAGAUUUCAUGGCCUGUGCUUAAUAAUCUUCACAGUGCUGUUGAUCUAUUACCCUUUUUUGUUGGGUCGGUUUCUCCCAACAACGGAUCCAUUGAGUGGACGGGUUCUUGCUUUCAUGGUAAUGAUGCUCGGUUCGAUUUAACUAAUGGUGAAAACGGUGAACAGGGACUGGGUGGAGGGAUUCUCUAUCUAAAGACCAGUGAAGCUCACAGCUGGACUUGCAUGGACCUUUAUGUAUUUGCAACACCCUAUAGAGUAACAUGGGAUUAUUAUUUCUCUGCUCGGGAGCACACUUUGGAGAUCUCGUCAUGGGAAGAGCCUGCAGAAUUGGAAUAUGUAAGGCAGCAUGGGAUAUCUAUAUUUCUCAUGCCAUCAGGAAUGUUGGGAACCUUUCUUUCUCUGCUUGAUGUCUUGCCUCUAUUUUCAAAUACUGCUUGGGGUCAGAGUGCUAACAUGGCCUUUUUGGAGAAACACAUGGGAGCAUCAUUUGAAAGACGCAAUCAGCCCUGGAAAGUAACAAUCAAUCCAGAGGAUGUUCAUUCUGGUGAUUUCUUAGCUGUGUCAAAAAUCCGUGGGCGAUGGGGUGGAUUUGAGACAUUAGAGAAAUGGGUAACAGGUGCAUUUGCUGGACAUACAGCAGUUUGCCUGAAGGAUGAAUUGGGAAAUUUAUGGGUUGGCGAGUCUGGACAUGAGAAUGAAAAGGGAGAGGAAAUUAUAGUGGUAAUUCCAUGGGAUGAAUGGUGGGAAUUGGCACUCAAGGAUAGCUCCAAUCCACAAAUAGCGUUGCUUCCCUUGCAUCCGGACGUUCGUGCAAAGUUUAAUGCCACUGCAGCAUGGGCAUAUGCUCGGAGCAUGACAGGGAAGCCAUAUGGUUACCACAACAUGAUCUUCAGUUGGAUUGACACCAUGGCGGACAAUUAUCCACCUCCUCUCGAUGCUCACUUGGUACUUUCUCUGAUGUCCAUGUGGACUAGAUUGCAGCCAGCCUAUGCUGCUAAUAUGUGGAAUGAAGCUCUUAACAAGCGUCUUGGUACUGAGGGAUUGGAUUUACAUGGAAUUCUUGCUGAGACUGAAAGGCAUGGAAUGACCUUCGAGGAAUUACUUGUCAUCCCAGAACAAGAUGACUGGGUAUAUAGUGAUGGGAAAUCAACAACCUGUGUUGCAUUUAUCCUUGAAAUGUACAAAGAGGCUGGUAUAUUUGGUCCUUUUUCCAGCUCUAUUCAGGUUACGGAGUUCACCAUUCGUGAUGCUUACAUGCUUAAUAUAUUUGAGAAUAAUCGGACACGCCUACCAAGCUGGUGUAACGGUGAUGAUGGCCAAUUGCCGUUCUGCCAGAUUCUUGGAGAGUAUCGCAUGGAAUUGCCUCAGUACAAUACCAUUGAGCCAUAUGCCAAAAUGAAUGAGAACUGCCCUUCCCUACCACCAACUUACGAAAGACCAGUAAGCUGUUGAUAAUCACCCUAGCGAAGUUGCUGUUAUGUGGGGUCCUCAAA
Telopea speciosissima is the source of this 1795-nucleotide messenger RNA. RefSeq lists its product as uncharacterized. The coding region runs from base 153 to 1754 and encodes 533 amino acids. The record is from RefSeq and is a predicted model, not a curated record. NCBI's taxonomy places the organism in Eukaryota, Viridiplantae, Streptophyta, Magnoliopsida, Proteales, Proteaceae. The transcript is spliced from 7 exons.